GACUCUUGUGUGGGUUUUCCAGCAUCCGGGGCUCCCUUGCUUCGACCCUGCAAGGAGUCGGGAAGCACCUGGGGGACGGGUGUCCUGGGCUGGGCAGGCUGGGGAAGACGCCUGGGGGCACUGCCCGGCGCAAACAAAGGAAACCAGCUGCCGGCAGGCUGGGGCGCUGAGCAGUCAGAGCAGCAGUAGCCGAGAGAGCAGCAAGCAAGGUAGAGCCAAUUGUGCAGGGCUCUGUAGCCAGCAUUCCAGAGAGAGGCAGUGAAGUCAUGGAGCCCAACUGAAGUGAACUGGCUGUCUUGAAACUGCCCCAGCCCUGGUGCCAGGUCUCUGUCCUAGUGCUGAGAUUCCCUACAGAGUCCUUCCUGUUGGCCAUUUCAUACAUCUCCUCUACCAUCAACCUUCUCUGCUUCUCCCAAAUAAGGUUGGUAACCUGGGGCCUGGCAAGAGGAAGGAACUCACCUGCUCCCACAGAGCCACGAAGGUUUUCAAAGAGAAGUCAACUCCAUGGACAACGAUUUGAGAGCUCAUGUUCUGUUUUUCCCGAGGACAGUACAUAAGCCAAUACCAUUCUAGGUGCCAGGCAGCUUACCUCUGACUGAUGGAGUGGAAUCCAGAGGGGUGUCUAGUGUGAUGUUUUUUUAUCAUUCUGAGAAAAAUGAGCCUUGGCCUCCAGACCCAAUAAAGCAAACAUCCCUUCCAUGGAGAAUAAUGCUAGACCCUGAGGACCCGGAGGGCCUGCAGCCCCAGGGGUAUUAGCCAGAAGCAGGUUUGUUUUCUUGCUCAGAGCAGAGUGGCUCCCUUGAAUGCAUCUUUCAUUAUGAUUCACACCAACUUGAAGAAAAAAUUCAGCUGCUGUGUUCUGGUCUUUCUCCUAUUUGCAGUCAUCUGUAUCUGGAAGGAGAAGAAGAAAGGGAGUUACUAUGAUUCCCUUAAAUUGCAAACCAAGGCAUUCCAGGUGAUGAGUCUGGAGAAACUGGCUGUGGGGUCUGGUUCCCAGUCUGUACCUUCAAACAUCACUCAGGACCGCCACAGGGGCAGCCAGACCCUCAGCAGUUCCAGGGGCUCAGUCAAGAGCAAGCCAGAGGCCUUCUUCCAGGUGUGGAACAAGGACAGCUCUUCCAAAGACCUUAUCCCCAGACUGCAGAAGAUCUGGAAGAAUUAUAUGAACAUGAACAAAUACAAAGUGUCUUACAAGGGGCCAGGGCCUGGUGUCAAGUUCAGUGCAGAGGCCCUGCUCUGCCACCUCCGGGACCAAGUGAAUGUAUCCAUGGUAGAGGCCACAGAUUUUCCCUUCAACACCUCUGAAUGGGGGGGCUAUCUGCCUAAGGAGAACAUUAGGACCAAGGCUGGGCCAUGGGGCAGGUGUGCUAUUGUCUCAUCAGCGGGAUCUCUGAAAUACUCUCAUCUGGGCCGAGAAAUAGAUGAUCAUGACGCAGUCCUGAGGUUUAAUGGAGCACCAACAGCCAACUUUCAACAGGAUGUGGGCACGAAAACUACCAUUCGCCUGAUGAACUCUCAGUUGGUCACCACAGGAGAAGGCUUCCUUAAAGACAGUUUGUACAAUGAAGGAAUCCUAAUUGUGUGGGACCCGUCUAUUUACCAUUCAGAUAUCCCAAAGUGGUACCAGCAUCCUGACUACAGAUUCUUUGAUAACUACAAGAACUACCGGAAGCUACACCCUGACCAGCCCUUUUACAUCCUCAAGCCCCAGAUGCCUUGGGAACUGUGGGACAUCAUUCAAGAAAUCUCCCCAGAGGCAAUUCAGCCGAACCCUCCGUCUUCUGGGAUGCUCGGCAUCAUCAUCAUGAUGACGCUGUGUGACCAGGUGGAUGUUUACGAGUUCCUCCCAUCCAAGCGCAAGACGGACAUAUGCUACUACUACCAGAAGUUCUUCGACAGUGCCUGCACGAUGGGCGCCUACCACCCGCUCCUCUUUGAGAAGAAUCUGGUGAAGCACCUCAACCAGGGCACGGACCAGGACAUUUACCUGCUUGGAAAGGCCACCUUGCCUGGCUUUCGGAGCAUUCACUGCUGAGUGUGGGCUCCCUGGCUAGGUCCCUCACCCUCUCCAUCAGGCAUUUAAUAGCCUGUCUUUUGGUCACCCUGGGCCUGGGAAGACCAUGUUCCCGAACAAUCCUUGCCUGCUCCUUGCACUCUAGGUCUUCUGUCCAUAAGAGCCCUGGGACUUCAGGAUCCCAAGGGCAAGGAGCCAGGUCCCGCUUGUCCCAUAGCCAGAGAGGUGUGUGAGCCCAAAGCCUCCUGCCACACCAUGUACAGACACAGCGCCCGUGUCUGAGGCAGACCGCGUCCUCCCCUCCUUCCGGACCAGUAAAUGCAAGAUCCCCGUUUCCUACCAGGGCUGCCCAAAACUGGGCGGUUUUCCCCACCUAAAUGAUGUUUUUCUCACAAACCAGCACUCUAUAUUGCUUGAAAUCUGCACCUAGACAUUGAUUUCAUGUUUUAAAGAAAUUCUCCCGAAUUAUGAUUAUACUUAGUAAAGAGUCGCUCUGGGAGGCCAGUAAGUGGCUCUGGGGGGUAAGGAAGUACCACAGGGCAUAGGAAACAUGCUCGAUUCCUCCAGAACACAGUUGCUCCCGAGGUACAUGCUCCCAGGAGAGGUCGUGUUUCUAUCACUCUGGUUGGUUUGCCUGGUCCUUAGCCUGGGUGCUUAUGUACAAGGGGUCUUUUUUUCAUUUUUUCUUUUUUUAACUGAGCCAUCCUGCCACCAGUUGGCAGCUCAGCGGCAGCUCAGCUCAGG
Molecule: messenger RNA, 2758 nt
Organism: Hipposideros armiger (great roundleaf bat)
Lineage: Eukaryota; Metazoa; Chordata; Mammalia; Chiroptera; Hipposideridae
Gene: ST6GAL1
Product: ST6 beta-galactoside alpha-2,6-sialyltransferase 1
Exons: 13
Coding region: 818-2035 (405 amino acids)
Biological process (GO): sialylation
Cellular component (GO): Golgi apparatus
Molecular function (GO): beta-galactoside alpha-2,6-sialyltransferase activity
Source: RefSeq, a predicted model, not a curated record